AUGGCUGAAGCUCAUUCGGCAGUUGCAUUUUCAUUUUCAAUCACCCAUGAAGGUUGGGAUGUUAAUUUUGAUCGUGAAGUGCUCCAUUUAGUUUGGGCAUCUGGAAUUCGUUCAUGGAAAAAGCGUUUAGCCAGGUUUAAGAACAAUGUACGCAAUGGAGUUUUUCCAGCUCCAUUGCAAAGUCUUUGGGCUAUGAUGGGUAUUGUGCUUGCUCUUCGUUAUGCCAAUAAUACUUUUAUUAAAUAUACAGACAUAAUAUUGCAAUAUUUGCCGGGGACAUCUUAUAUAUGGCAAAUAGUAUCUUGUUUUAUUUUAUCUUUAAUUUUUUGGUUAAUAUUGAUUUACAUGGUAAGGUACACAUUUAAGAUCAUGUUAAUGUAUAAAGGUUGGAUGUAUGAAAGCAGAGGAGGAAAUAAAGUGUCUUUACAAACCAAACUUUGGGGCUUAGGUGUAAAAUUACUUUCUUCAAAAAGUAAACCAUUACUUUACAGCUAUCAAGGUUCAUUACCAAAACUUCCAUUGCCUCCAGUUAAUCAAACUAUGAAAAGAUAUUUAAAAAGUGUCCGUCCAUUAAUGAACGAUUCAGAAUUUGAAAGUAUGAUAAAGCUAGCAAAUGAAUUCGAAGAUGGUAUAGCAGUCAAGCUUCAGCGAUAUCUGUGGUUGAAAUCAUGGUGGUCGAGUAAUUAUGUAUCAGAUUGGUGGGAAGAAUAUGUGUAUUUAAGAAGUCGAACACCUUUAAUAGUUAAUUCAAAUUUUUAUGGUACUGAUGCUAUAAUGUUACAUUCAACAUCUAUUCAAGCUGCUCGCGCUGCCAUGAUAAUUUGGCAGUGUUUGCAGUAUAGAAGACUGAUUGAACGUCAAGAACUUGAACCGAUAAGAGUUCAAGGAUUGGUUCCUCUGUGUUCAUGGCAAUAUGAAAGGAUAUUCAAUACAACACGUGUUCCUGGUGCUGUGAGUGAUAAAAUUGUUCACUAUAACGAUAGUAGACACAUUGUAGUGUAUCAUGCUGGACGGUAUUUUAAAGUGAUUAUCUAUAGUCAAAAUCGUAUACUUCAUCCUUGUGAAAUUGAAGAACAAAUACAAUCAAUUCUCGAUAACACAGAGAAACCAUAUGUUGGAGAAGAAAAAGUAGCUGCUUUGACUGCUGCUGACCGAACACAUUGGGCAAAUACGCGCACUCAAUAUUUUUUUAAGGGCAUAAAUAGACAAAGCUUAGAUGCCAUUGAGAAAGCUGCUUUUGUGGUUACAUUAGAUGAGGUUCCAUAUGAAUAUGACCCUGAAAAUUCAAAAAAGUUGGACGAAUUUGGAAGAAUAUUAAUGACUGGCAAAGGAUAUGACCGUUGGUUUGAUAAAUCAUUUACUUUAUGUAUUGGAUCAAAUGGAAGAGUGGGGUUCAAUGCUGAGCAUUCGUGGGCUGAUGCCGCGGUUAUGUCUCAUCUUUGGGAGUUCAUCAUUUUUGAUGAAGCAAAAAAAUCUGGAUAUCAAGAAAACGGACACACAAAAGGUACUCCUGAAUUGGAACCUCCAAAACCUAUAAGGCUUCAAUGGAAUUUGGAACCAGUGUUAGAAGCUAUUGAAAAAUCAUAUCAAGUCUCAUUAGCCUUAGUAAAAGAUAUUGAUUUGCGUAUUUUGGCAUUCAGUGAUUAUGGCAAGGGAUUCAUGAAAACCGCUAAAGUCAGUCCAGAUGCUUUUAUUCAGAUGGCACUCCAACUGGCAUAUUAUAGAGAUGCUGGUAAGUUUAGUCUAACGUAUGAAGCAUCAAUGACUAGAUUGUACAGGGAAGGUAGAACUGAAACUGUAAGACCCUGUACUCUAGAAUCUUCAACUUGGGUGAAAUCGAUGUUGGAUCCAAAUGUUGAUACGAACAAGCGUAUUACUCUAUUGAGAGAAGCAUGUGCAACUCACCAAAGAGGUUAUCAAGAUGCAAUGUGUGGAAAAGGAAUUGACAGACAUUUGUUUUGUUUAUAUGUGGUUUCCAAGUAUUUGGAAGUCGAAUCACCAUUCUUAAACAAAGUAUUGAGUGAACCAUGGAGGUUGUCUACUUCACAAACACCACAUGGACAGACUACCCAAUUUGACUUGAGAAAAUAUCCUAAUUGCAUUUCUGCUGGUGGUGGAUUUGGCCCUGUAGCCAAUGAUGGAUAUGGUGUCAGCUACAUAAUAGCUGGAGAAAAUCUGGUUUUCUUCCACAUCUCGAGCAAAAAAAGUUCUCCUCACACUGAUUCAAGUAGGUUUGCCGUCCGUAUUACGGAGGCACUUAAUGACAUGAAAUCACUGCAUGACGAUUGGAUAAGAAGUACAAAACAACCAAGCUCAUAA
This is a messenger RNA of Macrosiphum euphorbiae (potato aphid), 2319 nucleotides long. NCBI's taxonomy places the organism in Eukaryota, Metazoa, Arthropoda, Insecta, Hemiptera, Aphididae. The record is from the annotation of a GenBank genome assembly.